This is a messenger RNA of Aspergillus ochraceoroseus IBT 24754, 2556 nucleotides long. RefSeq names its product DnaJ domain protein. The record is from RefSeq and is a predicted model, not a curated record. The transcript is spliced from 4 exons. Bases 1 to 2556 code for a protein of 851 amino acids. NCBI's taxonomy places the organism in Eukaryota, Fungi, Ascomycota, Eurotiomycetes, Eurotiales, Aspergillaceae.
AUGGUCAAGGCAGAUGUGCGGCGAGACUAUUAUGCGGACCUAGGUCUUGGGCCCGGUGCGGAUUCGGAGGAUAUCAAGAAGCAGUUUCGAAAACUAGCUCUCAAAUACCACCCGGAUCGAAAUCCAGGCAAAGAGCUGGAGUUUAACGCGAAAUUUCAAGCAAUUCAGGCUGCCCAUGAGAUUCUCAGUGAUCCUCAACAACGCCUAAAGUAUGAUACGGAUCGGCUCCGAAACGGCUACUACGGUCAUCCCAAACCCAGUUCUGCUCGAAAAGACGGCCCCACCGGGUUUUCUACUUCGAAACAAAGUGCAAGACCAUCGUUCUCCGAGCGUCCUAAGUCGUUUCAUCAUGGCCCGUCUACCGGCGCCCAGCGUUUCGCUAGCUAUGCCCGAGCGGCGCCCAAGCAGCCGUGGGAGAAGAUGCGAGACGAGACACAGACCCGUGCAGAUGCCUAUCGGGGGUUCCAGGAGAUGAAAGGCAAUACUAUGCCCGGGGGAUGGUCCUCCUUCGAUCCCCGUACUGGACGCUCGGGACAACCUGGCGCUGGACCCAGGCCAAAUGCCACAACCAACGGCUCGGCCACGAGGCCCAAGUCCGCGUACGAGUAUGUCCACACUGGCGGUAGACCUACUAGCGCAGAGUCGGCACACGCCCAAUCGGCAAAGAAAAAGCAAGGCUUCGCUCCACGGGCCGCCGCAGGUGGUGAUGAACCCAUGGCCGCAAAAACAAGCUCGUACCGAACCGCCCCCCGCUUCGAACGUGGAUUCGCCCCCUCUCCUUCACCGACAGCAAGAAAGCCGGCUGCAGGCUUCCAGCACCCAGAAAACACAGGGGUCCCGGACUAUGAGAGACCCAGCCAUAAGUACGCUACCACCAGAGGCGAAAAGACCAUGUUCGAUAGUUCGAUGCUGGGACGAUCUAAUAGCACACGUGCAUCACCCAAAAGCCCUAAGCAGCGCCCACGUACAAACCCUCCGAGUCCGACUCCCCAAGAAAAAGAACGGCAUCGCAGCGCCAGCCCGAACCUGAAGACAGACAGGGGUCGCAAUUAUGAUUCAACUAGCUCAAGUGAUCUUGAUGAGGACGAGGUUUCGUUCAAGCCAAAGGCGGUCCCGAAGAGUAGACUUCGGGCUCAGCCAAAAUUCUCCAACGCUUAUACCUCGAAUGGUUGGAACACGGGAACCCCACAAGACUCCGAUUCUGGUAGUUCGGCGCGAAACGCAUCUGAUACCUCUGUGUUUUCUAAGAACUGGGGCUUCUUUGAUUCCGCUCAUGGGUCUGGAUCUAGAUCCUUCUCCCGGAAUGGAGGGUUCAAAAGCAACAGUCAUGAUGACUUGCGAAAGUCUUCCAACCAUCGGGAUUCGUUUAAUCACUUUACCGAGACACCAGGUUCUAGUGACCGUGGACGAACCUCGACAAGAACCAGCCCACACCGGUCUGGACAUUCCGCCGGAGCCAGUUCUAUGAACGACUCUGCUCGAUCAGAAUCAGCUUCUCAACAGCAAAAGCCUUUUGUUGAGUCAAGCUUUUUGCACAGCAACUGGGAGGCGGCUUUUAAAUUCAGGGACUUGUCUGAAGCUCUACCUAACGAGGGAGGUAACCCUCAACGACAAUACCCUACGGCAAAUACCCAGCGGACUCGGAGUCCUCGAAAGCCAACCAGGCCGACAGCCCGGAGACCGAAUCCACAGCCAGCUACUGUGACAACAGAAGCUGAGGAGGCCGCGACAACCGUGGAAGGACGCAAUGGCCAUUCGUCAUCUGAGACUCCUGCCACGGACGUGGACGGCGAAGCUAUGGACCUUGAUGACGAGCUUCCAUCCAAAACCGGCCCGGUACCAGCAGACCCCGAGAAGACUGCGAAUAGUCCUGGGAGAAGAGCGUCAACUCCCAAAUCCCAACCAACUUCGAAAGCAGGUAAAAGGGAGGGCCCAAACAAUUUGCUCAACCUAAAAAUCCUGAGUGGCGUAUUCCCACUCACGUCCACCAAUAAUGGUGGGCUUGACGACCUACAAGAUAUCUCCUCGACAUUACCGUUCGAGUCGCGUGCCAAGGCCCCAAAAACCACAACGAACGACGUUCGUCCGCGCGAGCUGGUUUGCCCGAAUCCACCAAAGCGACCGGAACCUCCGCAGUUGGUUCCCAUCAGUGCGGGAUCCCAGCAAUUAGGGGUACCCCGCGCCAUCUGGAAUCGCUACCUGGCAGAAAUGAAUAUCUAUCUGCGGGAAUGGAAUACUUUCGAGCGCCGUUUAAUCAGUCAUUUCGCUGCGCGCCAGGCGAGUUAUGACACCGAGAUGGCGCAAAACUGGCUCGGGGCCGUCGGAGGUUCAGCGGACCUCGAGGAUGACAACCAGGGAGGAGAUUCGGGGGAUGAGAGUGAUGAUGAAAUUCCUACAAGCACUACUAAAAAGGGCUUCAAUGCCUACAUGCGCUGGCAGAGGGAAGAUGAUAGGGUGCAUAAGCAUUGGGAGGUCGCGCGUGAGAGACACGCAGAAUGCAUGGAGAAGCAUAACAAGAUGCGAUUGUGGAUCUUUAAUGGAGGCAAAGUCUUCUAG